This is a messenger RNA of Mya arenaria, 4702 nucleotides long. RefSeq lists its product as uncharacterized. Lineage: Eukaryota; Metazoa; Mollusca; Bivalvia; Myida; Myidae. The transcript is spliced from 8 exons. The coding region runs from base 373 to 4446 and encodes 1357 amino acids. The record is from RefSeq and is a predicted model, not a curated record.
GGCCUUUUUGUCCCGACUCCCUGCAAGCUAUGGCGGACAAAAAUUAAGCUUAAGUGACAGUAAAUAAAUUGGUGAACACCACUUGGAAUCUACACUCUUAACUUUUGUACCUGAAAAGAAAUAUGAAUAGAGGACUUCUAUAGCAGAAGAAGUAUAGCCAAACUUGCAGAAAACAACAACCGGAUGUGCAUCACUAAAGAAAAGAAACAGCUCAACUGGCUCAAAGAAAAUGAAAACGAUACUACACACUAUUGGCGUUGGUGUCAAACCUUGGUUAAGGGUUCGCAUGUAAUUCCCGAGAUUCCUGUAACGUCAGACAACGUGGAGUCAGAUUGACUUCACAAGCGUGUCCGCGGGAGGCUCAGAACACAAAUGGCUUCGUACAAAGACAUCCUUAAGGAAAAGGAUAACCAAAACUGGCACAAAGGAUACCUCGCCCUUAGGAUCACCAAGGCCGGCCUACGAGGCCUUGUCGAAGGGGACUCCAGUUGCGUUCAGCAAAAGAUCCACUCUUCAGUCCUCUAUGCCAAUCACCUAGCUGCUGGAACAACAUGCAGCCUUUGUCUAACAGAAAAUGUCUUGCAGUGUCCAACAAAAGGAUUGUGCUCAGUUCCGCGACACUGCAAGUACCACAACUCUACAUUGAAGAAAAACCGACCUUGCCCCACACACAUAUGCGAUGUCUUUCGGGAUAAAAUACGCGCUGUCCACAGAUAUGGUGGACCGUCCUGGAAGAAUACCACAGCCGACCAAUGGUGUACGAACCAUUGGGAAGUAGCCAAAUGCUUUAUGCCACCUGACGGCUAUCAUGACGUGACGUCGUACGACAAGACAGACUUCAAUGGUAUCAUUAGCGUUAUGAUCAACUGUACAGAGUUCGAACGGCGUAUGUCGUUCCCUAUUGGCAUCACACCCAACGCCUUAACUGAGGCUCGUGUGAUAGGCCGCAAUAUUCGCCAUUCCCCGGAUCUCAAGGUGACAGACACAGACCUAGCUGACUACUUCGCCACUCUGAACGCGCUUCUGACAGACUCUACAUUUCUGGCUAGUGACAAGGAUGCCCAGCAAGCUGUCCUUAAACUGAAACAGCUUGAAAAGGGCACCCUUCCAAUAACGAUUGAAGAAUUACGUGAACUACAAGAAGAAGUUAGCGCGAUGGUAGUAGCUGGCAAACUUCAGUUAGCGGAUACUGUUGAAAUAGGGAAGAAAGAGAUAGAAGACGUUGUGUUGCUGGGUAAUACUGCCAUUGAAGCUGGAAAGAUUGAAAUGGAUAAAGCGGUGUCUCAGGGAAAAGCGAUCCUCGAAUCCGGGACUCGUCAACUGCAAGAAAAAGUGACAGAGGGUCAGGCUGUCCUUGUUACAGGGAAGCGUCAAUUAAAAGAAGCAACGGAAACAGGAAAGAGUGACAUAGAAGGCGUUGUGUCGCAGGGUAAAACUGCCAUUGAAGCUGGAAAUCGUGAACUAGUUGAAGCCGUGACUCAUGGAAAAGCUGUCCUUGAAUCCGGGUCUCGUCGACUGGAAGAAAAAGUGUCGGAGGGUCAGACUGUCCUCGUAACAAUGAAGCGUCAAUUAGAGGAUGCCGCAUCAACUGCUAUUGGGGUCACGAAGAGAGCGAAACUCGAUAUUGAAGACGCAGUGACAAAGAGCAGAGAUGAUGUUCAGGCCUUGCAGAAGAUAAAAGCUGUUUCUUCCCUGUCAGAGGCAGAACAAGAAGAAGAUCUACGUCGACGGUUAGUCAAGUACUACCAGAAGCAGCUUAGCAGCGCGCCGAUAUCGCCCCUGCAGUCCAACAAGGACGAGAAACUGGACAAGUUUUACGUCCCUCCGAAGAUCGUGAAGAAAGACCACAGAAGACUUGGAGUCGACCAACAACAAAACAGUUCCCCUAUUACCACCUACAAACAGAUUUUCCGUAAAGAUAAGACAUUAGCCAAUACCGUUUUUGUAAUAGGUGAGGCGGGUAUGGGAAAAUCAUUAUUCUCCACUAUGUGCACCUUGAAGUGGGCUGCACAGUUCUCCGUAUCGGUGGGAGACAAAUGUUCGCUAUUUGACAAGCCUAAGGGUGAAUUUACGGAAUACACUGAGUAUUUAAAAGGUGUAUGUUCAUUUACUUUUGAUGAUUUCAUUUAUUUAGUUGGUAAAGACUGUCUUGAAUUAUUGUCACAGCCCAGGUAUGAUCUUCUUCAAGAUAGGGACACUCUUAAAGACAUCGAGUUUAUGUUUUACAUUAAACUGCGAGACUGCUGUGAAAACUGUGAACUGUCAGACAUGAUUCGAGAUCAGCUGAUCGACAUUAUUUACCGUCCAGACGAGAGGGCCACUGGGUACUCCACUAUGAUUAGUGUGUUGUCAAACCGAAAAUGCGUCAUCAUAGCUGAUGGGCUGGAUGAAUGGUUGCAUCCUACUGAAAGAAAGUGUUUAUGUUCGUUAGAGGACAAAGUUAUCCCGCAUUUAUCGCAAACAUUAGAUGCAACUGUCUUGAUUACAUCGAGACCCUGGCGAAUGUCCCGAAACCGCGUUAAAGACACCAAAAUCGGCAAAUACCUUGAAAUAAAGGGAGUAGCUAGCACACCGCUAUUGGUUCAGAAAACGCUUGUUUGCCUUAAUGAAAAAGUAGCAGAAGAGAGGAGAUAUUAUGAUUUUGUCCGAUUUGUUGCCAGAAAAAAUAUCGCACAUCUACUCUCUGUGCCUAUCAUUGCAGUGUUGCUAGUUUGCCUGUGGUUUGAGGGAGAACAUGAAUCAUGUUCUAUGUGUCACAUAUACGCAUACAUGUUGGACAUGAUGUUUGGGAAAAAAUCGCUUCCCGUGCUUAGUGUUUCGCCCGAACGCACUCCGUUGCUGCAAUGUUUCAAGCAAACUGAACAUGUAGAAAACUACUACAAUAUCGUAUUGAAGCUGGCACAACUUGCCUACGAGAAAUUGUAUUCGAGGGACCGAAAGUCAUCCCUGGUGUUUCAAAAUGUCGAAUGUUUUACACAAGAUGAGCUCCUCUUCGUUCUGAAAUCGGGUAUCAUGCGAGAAACAAAGUCUGAAUCUUUGAUAAGAAAAUCAUCGAGUUUCUCAUUUAUCCACAAAACUGUACAGGAAUUCCUUGCUGCAGUUCACAUUGCUCACCAUACCGAAGAGGUUCAAAGAGUGAUAAAGCCAAAUUACCAUGAAUCAGUUCAGGCGUUUUCAGCUUCAGAAUUCUCAACAUUCAAUGCAACGACAUUUAAUGAGACAUUGCCUGAUGUCUUGCAGGUUUUUAUCUUCAUGUGCGGUCUAAACAGUGAAGUUGCUCAAGAUAUGUCUGCUAUGAUGUCAACUGCUGUAGGGGAACACCCUGGUAUAUUGUACGUCUUGAAUCCCGAAUUAGAAGAGACACUUUGUUCUGGUUAUAGAGAGGCUAAAGCCAACAAUGUACAUAAUAUUCAACUGCAACUAAUGAGUCUUCAUAUUUAUCCUUUUACUAAAGAUGUGUCAACCUUAAAGACCUUGAUAUCGAUGAACAAGUCUCAGUUACGUCUUAUAAAUAUCAUGGGAGAAACUGAAGCAAUCAGCGAGAAGGAGCUUCAGGAGUUAUUCAUCAGUUCCAAGGACACUCUCAUCUAUGUGGAUUUAAUUAAUAUUGCUGGACAGUAUGACCUUUCUGCUUGCUGCCGUCUGCAAUAUUUGGCAAUAUACUGUCGUUCGACAUCCAAUAUGAUUAUUAAUACAGAUAGUUUAGUUGAAUUGAAGUUAUGUGAUCUUUCGGAAAAGGUUGAAAGUAGUAUUUUGCAGUCAUUAGAACAAAGUUGUGAGCAAUUACUGACCUUCAUUUUUUACCGUAUUAAGAACAUCAGCUUAUUUUGUAAGACACUACCCCAGCUCAAACAUUUAAAAUCAAUAUCUAUCACUGAUACAACCCUCGGGGAUUACCCACUACUCAUCCCACCCUUUGUCAACAAUGUUCACCUUGACCGGGUGACAAUGUCUGCGCGGUGCUUGAGGGAGCUGGUGGAGAGGAUAGAGAACUGCUCUCACACUGUGAAUUGCCGUAUUAAAAAGUGCAAUGUGGAACCGACCAAUGAAUAUGAAGAAAUUAAUCGGUCUACUCAAUCGAGAGAAAACAUUAUGUUUGUUGAUGCUGCUGCUGAUGAUGAUGAUGAUGUUGUUGCUGCUGUUGAUGAUUUUAUUGUUGCUGCUUAUGGUGGUGGUGAUGAUGAUAUUGUUGAUGAUGAUGAUGAUGAUGUUGAUGAAGCUGAUGAUGAUGAUGUUGUUGCUGCUGCUGAUCAUGAUCAAGAUCAUGAUGGUGAUGAUGAUGAUGAUGAUGAUGAUGAUGAUGAUGAUGAUGAUGAUGAUGAUGAUGGUGAUGGUGAUGAUGAUAGUGAUGAUGAUAGUGAUGAUGAUGAUGAUGAUGAUGAUGAUGAUGAUGAUGAUGAUGAUGAUGAUGAUGAUCCUUUUGAAAAUUCUAAAGAAAGAGGAUAAUUGUUUGAGAUAAAGUUCUAUGUCAUUGAGUGCUGCUUCCACUACUGAAAAUGUAAACAUUUAACUGUAUGAUUAAAAUUCUGUGUUAUUUAAUGGCGAAAGUGCACUGAAGUCUGGAUGACUUCAAAACAUUCCGGAAAUGACGUUAUUGACAAGCUUUGUGUGCGCUUACGUUGGACUAAGCCAGAAGUACGAUCAAAGGAAUGCUUUGUUUAAUACUGUGUGAAGCUGUUUAAAUAAAUGUUUAAUAUCAUAA